AUGCCAUUGAAGGAUGAGUCUGUAGCCCAGCUAAAGAUUAAGCUAAAUAAAGAUAAGAGACACAGCCAACCUGUGCUUCCAGGUCAUUCAGGGGACCAUUUCUUCAGCCACCAAGAACGGCAUGCUCAAGUCCCAUCACAAGGCAAACUUCUGAGCAUUUCAGGUCAAAAUAAGUCAAGUACAUCUUUGCAAACUUGUGAACCGUGGAAAGCCAAUCCUAGAUACUUCAGCUCGAUUCAAGUAUCCAAACUGGCGUGCUUUAAGAUCCUGGGGCAUGCUUUACGAGGAGGGUCUAUGGAGAUCAUGGGAAUGCUAGUAGGUACCACUAGAGGGGACCAGAUCAUAGUGUUGGACUCUUAUGAACUACCGGUGGAAGGCACGGAAACCAGGGUUAACGCUCAAAGCGAAUCUUACGAAUAUAUGGUUCAAUAUAUGAGUGAAAUGGUCCCAAAAUCACAGACUAUAGUUGGAUGGUAUCAUUCUCAUCCCGGUUAUGAUUGCUGGUUAAGUAAUAUCGAUAUGCAUACCCAAGAUUUGAAUCAAAAUUAUCAGGAUCCAUAUGUCGCCAUCGUAGUUGAUCCCACAAAGAGCUCAAAGGAAGGAUCUUUAGCAAUUGGCGCGUUCAGAACUUUCCACACUGAAGGCAACAACGAUGACGAGUCACUUGCAUUUUAUGAGCUGAACAUGGACAUUUUUGAAUCACGCUUGGAUGAGAGCUUCGAUGCUCAGGAAUUAAAAUUCAAAAUGCCAAAGGUGAAUCAAGAGAGCGAGUCAUUGCCGAUGAGCAGAUUAGUAGACAUAAUGAGUCAAUGGAAUAAUUUGAAUCAAGUGCGAAAUAAUUCCUUGCAUCACAAGAAGGAUACACUGACACUAUCCAAUUUGACCAAAAAGAUGGGUGAGGAAGAUUGCGAGGCUGAUCAGCAGUCCAGGCAGUACAACAUGUUUAACAGGCAGACCCGAUCAAACUCUGUAGCGAGCAUGAAAACUUCUGCUGAGGAGGACAGCGACGUAGAUAUGAAUGAGCGGCAUCCUGAGGAUACCGAAAGCUUAAACAGUAGUGUGCACACCAUGACCGAGUCCUCGACUCCGCUGGGACGCCCAAUGGCUCCACCUGUAGUGGGCACAAUAAGGAGAUCAUGGACUCAGGCGCUUAGCGGCGGACUUCAAAGGCAACAUAUAAACACAGGCAGCGUCAUUAAUGGACCGGAGACAUUGCAGCGAGAUGCGCUACUAUUGGAUUACGACACUAAUAAAAGAGAUUUGAUUGAACUCAAGACAAGAGAGUACAGAAAGCUGCGUUACUGUCGAGACACUUUUACGCUGUAG
Messenger RNA from Torulaspora delbrueckii, 1326 nucleotides. It is a transcript of the gene RRI1, whose product is annotated as COP9 signalosome catalytic subunit RRI1. Gene Ontology annotation, biological process: protein deneddylation. Gene Ontology annotation, molecular function: protein binding; deNEDDylase activity; metallopeptidase activity. The record is from RefSeq and is a predicted model, not a curated record. Lineage: Eukaryota; Fungi; Ascomycota; Saccharomycetes; Saccharomycetales; Saccharomycetaceae. The transcript has a single exon. The coding region runs from base 1 to 1326 and encodes 441 amino acids. Gene Ontology annotation, cellular component: cytoplasm; COP9 signalosome.